This is a messenger RNA of Antechinus flavipes (yellow-footed antechinus), 915 nucleotides long. Its product is annotated as cytochrome c oxidase assembly factor 4 homolog, mitochondrial. The coding region runs from base 321 to 587 and encodes 88 amino acids. The record is from RefSeq and is a predicted model, not a curated record. The transcript has 2 exons. Gene Ontology annotation, biological process: mitochondrial respiratory chain complex IV assembly. NCBI's taxonomy places the organism in Eukaryota, Metazoa, Chordata, Mammalia, Dasyuromorphia, Dasyuridae. Gene Ontology annotation, cellular component: mitochondrial intermembrane space.
CUUGCGCGCCGAUGUUCCCAGACCCUGGGAAAGUAGGGAGAGGAGGUAGAUUGUCGGGGCGGAGAUGGCUUGCAGCUGAGAUUGGAGCGUAGCUGAAUGUUCUUGGGGCCCUGCACCCUUCCAAGCCCACCUUGUUCAGGAAGCCCAGCCCUGUGCGCUGGAGGCCGUUAGGUCAUUGAAACCACUCCCUCCCCUAAUGAGGGCCAGUUCAUUGUAGUAAGCCCUUCAUAAAUGCUGUUAAGUUAAAGAUGAACCUCAUUUUAUAAAAGGUCCUUUCCAGUUGGAAAAGUUUCUUAUUCUUCUAAAGCUCAGUUAGCAAGAUGUCAUCUGCUGCCUCUCGGGGUCACAACUGGACACAUUCUCAGUCAGCUGCAGAUGAAAACAGUGAGGACCCUGUGGAUCAGAUGAUCUCACGCACAGGUUGCAUAGCCUUUCACCAUGCUGUGCAGGACUGUAUGGCUGAGCACCAAGACUGGAGGAAGUGCCAGGCCCAAGUUAAGGCCUUCAAAGAGUGCAUGAGCCAGUACCAGAAGCACAGGCUGGAAGAGCUGCAAAGGAGGCAGAAGCAGAUCCCCACUGAUGGCUGAGACACCCAGAAAACUAGCCUGAGGAAGGCUAAACACCCAUCUAACUCAGGAUGACACUUGGGAGCUGGGGAACUAAGAAGAUAUGGAAGAUGCUCCUGGAGAGGAGACAACUCAGAACAGUCAAUUUAGUGCAAAUUUGCCAAUGUGAAUUAAGCAGAUACUGGGUUAGAAUCUACUGCUUAAUCCAGGGUUGGAGGGAAGAGAAAUGAGGAGGGGAAAAUGUGCUAAAGAAACUUCUUUAAGGUCUCCACCCAAGGUUUUGUUCCUGUGCCUAGGACUAUAUUGAUUCUUUGGUAAUUUAAAUGAAAAAUAAAUUCAUGACCUAAAA